AUCAAAACUAGUGGGCGUCCCGAUCCUUUUCUGUAACCUUCAAAAUUUUCCCUCACUUUCCAUUUCCAAGAUCAAAAUCUCUAUGUUUAUUUUCAAAUAUUUACGCUUUUCUUUUUUGGCUUUUAUGGGUAUUUUUGUGCUGGCACUUGGGGGUGAAAUUUUGGGUCUGUAAGUGCAAGUUUUCACUGACCUAGGAAUUUUCAAUCAAGAAAAUGACCUUAUCUAUACAAGAUUCAAGACUCAGCAGCUGCGUUUUCUUUCUACCAUUGGUAAUGGAAGCUCAGAGUCAAAUUGAGGUUACAAAGCAGAACAGGAUGCUUCCUCCACAACCGGGUACGUUUGAAGAUCGUGAAGACCUCAUCAAAUAUGUUCGUGAUUUUGGUGCUAGUCAAGGAUAUGUGGUGACCAUCAAGAAGUCGAGGAAAGACAGAAGAGUCAUACUUGGUUGUGAUAGAGGAGGUGUUUAUCGCAAUAGGCGUAAAAUUGAUGAGAGCAAGCGCAAAAGGAAAGCAAGUUCACGCCUUAUAAAUUGUCCUUUUGAAGCCAUUGGGAAAAAGGAAGAUGAUUUAUGGGUACUUACAAUAAAAAAUGGGGAUCACAACCAUGAUGCGUUAAAGGACAUGUCAGAGCAUCCAUAUAGUCGUCGUUUCACUGAGGAAGAGGUCAGACAAAUCAAGCAAAUGACUGAAGCUGGUGUGAAACCACGUCAAGUUCUUAAGACUCUCAAGCAAAUCAAUCCUGAACUGCAGUCAACACCAAGGCAUUUGUAUAACCUCAAAGCCAAGAUCCGUCAAGGAAAUCUAUCAGAAAAAAGUUUCAAGUCAUGGAGACCUGACAGAUCUGCUCUGGUGAGUACAAGUGCUACUACCAGUGGGGGUUCAUCAGAACAAAACAACCAACCGCUGAAGGUUCCUAAUUUUAUUGGAGGGAAAUUUGUUGAUUCUCAAGGGUGUUCAAUGAUUGAUGUAGUAAAUCCUGCGACACAAGAGGUUGUUUCUCAUGUUCCUUUAACUACCUAUGAAGAGUUCAAAGCUGCAGUUAGUUCAGCCAAGCAGGCUUUUCCGUCAUGGAAAAACACUCCUAUUACCACUCGUCAACGUAUCAUGUUUAAGCUCCAGGAGCUCAUUCGGAGAGAUAUCGGCAAGCUUGCCAUGAAUAUCACCAUAGAACAGGGUAAGACAUUGAAGGGUGCCGAGAGUGAUGUGCUCCGUGGCUUAGAGGUGGUUGAACAUGCUUGUGGGAUGGCAACUCUACAAAUGGGGGAGUUUGUUCCUAAUGCAUCUAAUGGUAUUGAUACAUACUGCAUUAGGGAACCACUAGGUGUUUGUGCCGGGAUAUGUCCUUUCAACUUUCCAGCAAUGAUUCCCUUGUGGAUGUUCCCAAUUGCAGUUACAUGUGGCAAUACAUUUGUUCUUAAGCCAUGUGAAAAUAAUCCAGGGGCUUCAAUGAUACUUGCAGCACUUGCAAAGGAGGCUGGUUUACCCGAUGGUGUCUUAAAUAUUGUUCAUGGCACCCAUGACAUUAUUAAUUAUGUCUGUGAUGAUGAUGACAUAAAAGCUGUAUCACUUGUUGGCUCAAAUACGGCUUGGAUGCACAUAUAUGCGAGGGCAGUUGCUAGGGGAAAACGUGUUCAGUCUAAUAUAGGAGGAAAAAAUCAUGCAAUCAUCAUGCCUGAUGCUAGCAUGGAUGCUACCUUGAAUGCUCUGGUUACUGCUGGCUUUGGUGCUGCAGGACAAAGGUGUAUGACUCUCAAUACAGCUGUUUUUGUUGGAGGUUCAAGGCCAUGGGAAAGCGAAAUUUUGGAGCAUGUCAAAGCCCUUAAAGUGAAUGUAGGAACAGAUCCCAGUGCAGACCUUGGCCCAGUUAUUACAAAAGAGGUGAAGGAUCGCAUUUGCAGAUUAGUUCAGAGCAGUGUUGAAAGUGGUGCUAGACUUCUGCUUGAUGGGAGAAAUGUUAGGGUUCCAGGAUAUGAGAAUGGAAAUUUUAUAGGUCCUACAAUCUUAUGUGAUGUUACAACCAACAUGGAUUGCUUUAAGUGGAAGAAGAGUUGAAACCAAAGACAUUGGCAUAUUCUUGACAGCAUUAUAUCUUGUGUUGGGCAGGAAGAAAUUUUUGGACCAGUUCUUCUUUGCA
Prunus avium (sweet cherry) is the source of this 2133-nucleotide messenger RNA. Lineage: Eukaryota; Viridiplantae; Streptophyta; Magnoliopsida; Rosales; Rosaceae. The record is from RefSeq and is a predicted model, not a curated record.